This is a messenger RNA of Fomitiporia mediterranea MF3/22, 159 nucleotides long. RefSeq lists its product as uncharacterized. The transcript has 2 exons. NCBI's taxonomy places the organism in Eukaryota, Fungi, Basidiomycota, Agaricomycetes, Hymenochaetales, Hymenochaetaceae. The coding region runs from base 1 to 159 and encodes 52 amino acids. The record is from RefSeq and is a predicted model, not a curated record.
AUGAAGAUGCCUUUCGGAUCCAACGGUGCCAGCUCCGGGAAACAGGUUUUGCAUACGAACAACGAUCACGGUGACGAUGUGACAAGAAGCGAGUCUUCUCUGGUUGUCUCAGAAGUCGGUGAAACCCCCCGAACGAAUGGUAAAGUGGACUUGGAUUAG